UUUACUCUGACCGGAGCUUCCACAGCAGUGAGAUUCUUGGUGCUGUGGGACGUGUUGCAGCUGUUUUGAUUCUGACCAAAUGGUCUUCCCUGCAUCUCAUUUGUGGUUUUGGUGACACUGGGCCAGUCUACAACGUCGGAGCAUUGGUUGGAGAACAUGGGAUCUGGUACUUCUGUAAAUAUCCAGUACAAGUACUCCCUGCAGAAGUCUGAAAGUGCUUUCAAGGCAGCUGUCUUGAUCCAGCAAUGGUAUCGGCGCCACGUGGCUCGGCUGGAAAUGCGCCGCCGCUGCACCUGGAGAAUCUUUCAAUCCAUUGAGUAUGCCUGUGAGCAGGAUCAGAUCAAGCUUCACAACUUCUUCAGUUACCUCAUGGACCAGUUCACACCAAGCAGCAGCAAAGAGAGGGAUUUUAUCAGUCGCAUGUUCAUAAGUGGGGAAAGUUACAAAGAGGCAGAGUUGGAAAAGUACUGUGACUAUGAAUCCAUAGAGGUGCCAGACUCCUACACCGGACCCCAUCUCUCUUUCCCUCUCCUCCCUGACCAUGCCACGGCCUUGCUGGAAGCUUUCCAACAGAAACAACAGCUCCAUGCUCGCUAUGUCUUAAACCUCCUGCAUGAGACCAGGAAGCACCUCAAGCAGUUGCCAAACAUCAGCCACGUCUCCACCUGCUACAGCGAAGAGGUCACCGUGUGUGGAGAUUUGCACGGCCAGCUGGAUGACUUGUUCCUCAUCUUUUACAAGAACGGCCUUCCUUCCCCUUCCAAGUCCUACGUGUUCAAUGGGGACUUUGUAGACAGAGGCAAGCAGUCCCUUGAGAUCCUUGUUAUCCUCUUUACCUUCCUCCUGAUCUAUCCCAAGGAGGUUCAUCUUAACCGCGGGAACCACGAGGACCACAUGGUGAACUUACGCUAUGGUUUCACCAAGGAAGUGAUGCAGAAAUACAAGGUGCAUGGGAAGAAAAUCUUGAAGAUGUUUCAGAAUGUAUUCUGUUGGCUGCCCCUGGCCACCCUGAUUGAUCAGAAAGUCCUCAUUAUUCACGGGGGCAUCUCUGACACCACUGACCUGGACAUGCUUGAGAAAAUUCAAAGGGACAAAUUUACUUCUGUGUUAAGGCUGAAGAAAAGAAAGGAGUCGAGCAGAAAAGCAGAAAUACAGGCCAUAAAUGGUGAGAGGGAAUCAGGCACUGAUGCAGCAGGGAAUGAGGCAGCUCCCAGGCUAUCCCUGCAGCCCCAGUCAGCCCAGGCUCCCAGCACAGCCAACAGGCUGGAGUUCUCCAGGUGGCUCCGGCAGACGGUGCAGGAGCAAAUCGACACGUGCCGGCGGCUGGUGGACAUCAGUGAGUCAGAGCCAGAGGAGCUCACCUAUUCCAGUAUGGUCUCCUUGAAGGGUGUGGAUGAUGAGCCGUGCUGGAGUCACCAGGAGGAGUGGAAGCAGGUUUUAGACAUCCUCUGGAGCGACCCCAUGCCUCAGGAGGGCUGCAGAGAAAAUAAGGUGCGAGGUGGUGGAUGCUACUUUGGGCCUGAUGUGACGGAGAAGUUCCUUGAGAAGUACAGCUUGCAGUUCCUGAUCCGCUCUCACGAGUGCAAGCAGGAGGGCUACGAGUUCUGCCACAACCGCAAGGUGUUGACCAUCUUUUCAGCCUCAAACUACUACGAGAUUGGCAGCAACAGGGGAGCCUAUGUGAAGCUGGGACCAGACCUCAUCCCCCACUUUGUUCAGUACCAAGCAAACAAGACAGCCCAUAUGCUCAAUAUGACCCAAAGAAUAAGCAGAGUAGAGGAGUCAGCCUUUCGAGCCUUGCGGGAAAAGCUCUUUGCUCACACCUCAGCCCUCAUCAGUGCCUUCAAGGCCUACGACGGGGACAAUACAGGAAAGAUCACUCUGAGCAACUGGGCGACAGCAGUGGAGUCGGUGCUGCGGCUGGGGCUGCCCUGGCGAAUGCUGAGGCCGCAGCUGGUGCGCAGCACCGAGGAUAGCAUGCUGGAAUACAAAUCCUGGCUGGAUGACCUGGCCAUGGAGCAGAGGAGCCAAGAGCACAUCCAGUCAAGCAUGCUGGAAGUCAUUUAUCGAAACAGAUCCAACUUAGAGACCAUAUUCAGGAUCAUAGACAGAGACCAUUCAGGUCUCAUCUCCUUUGAGGAAUUCCAGCAAACCUGGAAGCUGUUCAGCUCCCACAUGAACAUUGAACUCACGGAUGAUGGCAUUAAUGACUUGGUUCGCAGCAUUGAUUUUAACAAGGAUGGGAACAUUGACUUCAACGAGUUCCUGGAAGCCUUCCGCCUCGUCAAACAGUGCCCGGCGUGAGAACCUGCCCAGGGUUACCACGUCCCAUGCCUUGAUUUCCACAAAGCCAGGACUGCCUGACCUAACAUAGAGGGUGCCUGCAGAUGGCAAGCAGGGAAAGGGAAGGCAGGUGCUCAGAACAGACAUCACUGUAGGCAACAGCCGUGACCCAUCUGGGGAAGGUAACAGGUGAAACAGAUGAGCUGCGCUUCAGUUCGGGCUGUUCUUAAAAGAAGCUGCGUUUUAAGUAGUUUCCUGCUCAAAGAGAAGAUGCAACUUAGCUUCUCUUGGCAGUGUGAGGAAAGGUUACAGAUAUUUUCAAAAGCAGUGAAGUGGAAGUUGAAGUAUUGCUUGUAGGCAGUG
Messenger RNA from Poecile atricapillus (Black-capped chickadee), 2646 nucleotides. It is a transcript of the gene PPEF2, whose product is annotated as protein phosphatase with EF-hand domain 2. The transcript is spliced from 17 exons. Gene Ontology annotation, biological process: detection of stimulus involved in sensory perception; negative regulation of MAPK cascade. The record is from RefSeq and is a predicted model, not a curated record. NCBI's taxonomy places the organism in Eukaryota, Metazoa, Chordata, Aves, Passeriformes, Paridae. Gene Ontology annotation, molecular function: calcium ion binding; iron ion binding; Hsp90 protein binding. Gene Ontology annotation, cellular component: cytosol; nucleus. Bases 157 to 2304 code for a protein of 715 amino acids.